This is a messenger RNA of Aspergillus nomiae NRRL 13137, 2616 nucleotides long. RefSeq lists its product as uncharacterized. The record is from RefSeq and is a predicted model, not a curated record. The transcript has 8 exons. The coding region runs from base 1 to 2544 and encodes 847 amino acids. Gene Ontology annotation, molecular function: FAD binding; oxidoreductase activity. NCBI's taxonomy places the organism in Eukaryota, Fungi, Ascomycota, Eurotiomycetes, Eurotiales, Aspergillaceae.
AUGGCCGAUAGUACUUUUUCCUCUAUUCCCAUCGUGGACUUGCGUCGUCUUCAAGACCCGCUGACUAAAGCGGAAGCCUUGGAGCAAUUGCGGCAAGCCAUCUUCCAGGUUGGGUUCCUGUACUUGAUCAACCAUGGGCUCGAGUCACUUGUGAAAAGAACGCACGCGAAGCUCCCGGAGCUGUUCGCUUUGCCCACCGAGGUCAAGGAGCGAUGUAAUAUGAUCAAUUCCCCGGCAUUCGUCGGGUACACUCGUCUCGGAGCCGAGACCACAGCAUCCAAGACGGAUCUGCGAGAGCAAUUCGACUUCGGUACGCCGGGUAUGAAACAGUGGACUGAAAACGACCCCUUCUGGCAGAGACUCGAGGGGGACAGUCAGGUAUGCUCGGCAGCAUUCCUCCUCCAUAUCAAGCAUUCUAAUGAUGCAGUAUCCGGACCAUCCCGGGGCCCAAGAACUCGUCGAAGAUACAUCGCAGAGUCCGCGAAGCUAUCGCAGGAGUUCAUGCGAUACGUUUCAGAAUGCCUCUCCCUGCCGCCAACAACCUUCGAGUCGUUCAAGGGCAAAAUGGACCGUCUGAAGUUCAUCAAGUAUCCCCAGGCUGCGCCCGGCUCGCAGGGAGUAGGUCCACACAAGGACUCGACGGGCUUAUUCACUUUCCUCUCGCAAGACGACACGGGCGGACUCCAGGUGCUUAACAAGAACGGCCAGUGGAUCGAUGCCCCUCCGAUUGAGGGGAGUCUGGUCGUGAACAUCCAACAGGGAUUCGAGGCGAUUACCGGGGGUAUCUGCACCGCGACGACCCAUCGAGUGAUUGCCCCGACGACCAAGACGCGAUACAGCAUUCCCUUUUUCCUGGGCGUGCGAAUGGACCUCACGCUCGACCAGCUCCGUGAAUCCGCAGCACAUAUUGUAAAAUGUAUUCCUGCUUCGGAUGACCGGAAGAAGCGAGCCGUCGAUGUGCCGAGCGAGUUCCUCUCGCCUUUGUAUUCAUGUUUCGGAGAAGCGUACCUGCGUAAUCGGAUUAUCAGCCAUCCAGACCGAUUCAGACCCUCGACCCCACAUGCGAUUUAUUCCUCGGAUGAACCCGACCACCACGAACUUUACCUAAACACACAUCCAUCGCGAAACAAAACCACCAUGGCUUCCAUUCCGGACUCGACUCUGCGCGCCCUCGUGGACAAUCUCAAGUCCUCAGAUAUCUUCACCCCCUCAUCUGAAGGCUACCUGGACAGUAUCCGACGAUGGUCGGAGACCGGAGUCAAACAAGCCGGUGUUGUGGUGAUGCCCACUGAGACCGACGAUGUGCGUACUGCGCUUCUCUGGGCUCAGGAGCAUGACAUCGACCUCGCCGUCAAGGGCGGUGGUCAUUCCGUCGCGGGGACGAGUUCCAGCGACGGCGGGUUGGUGAUCGACCUGUCGCGCAUGAACAAAGUCACCGCGGACACGGAGAAGAAAACGCUGACCGUGCAGGGUGGCGCCGUGUGGAAGGACGUCGAUGAAGCGGGCGCAGAGCACGGGCUCGCGGCCGUCGGCGGCACAGUCAACCACACCGGGGUGGGUGGAUUGACCCUCGGCGGAGGAUACGGCUGGCUGAGCGGCCAGUAUGGGCUCACCAUCGACAACCUCCUGGCUGCGACGGUGGUGCUCGCAGACGGGCAAGUGGUCACGGCGUCUGCGACCGAGAACGCCGACCUCUUCUGGGGUUUGCGCGGCGCCGGAUACAAUUUCGGGGUGGUUGUCGACUUCACGUUCCAGGCGUAUGAGCAGAAGAACCCAGUCUACGCCGGAAUUAUCGCAUUCACACCAGACAAGCUCGAGGCGGUCAUCGAGCAGAUGAACGUGCUCUUUGAGAACCCCGAUCCUCGAUCCGGCGCUAUUAUCAUCCUCGCUCAGCCGCCAGGCGCCCCUACAAUCAUGGUCAACGUGCUGGUCUUCUACAACGGCACCAACGAGGAAGGCUCGAAGCGUUACGAGGGAUUCCUUGCUCUCGAGCCCGUGGUGAACAUGAUCGAGACCAUCCCGUACUCCUUGCUCAACUCCUUGCAGAACCCGAUGGCCACUUACGGCGAUCGCAAGUCCUUCAAGGGCCUUUUCUAUCGCACCCCCAUGGACGCCCAGUUCCUGCGUUCCAUGCUGGAUGAAUUAAACGCGAAGCUCCAGGACCACCCCGACAUGAUCCCAGCCAUGCUGCUGGAGUGCUAUGAUAUGAGGAAGACCUGCAGCGUGCCGCUGGAUGCGACCGCGUUCGCGAAUCGGAGUCUUACGCAGAACGGACUGCUCAACCUGCGGUGGACGGAUGCGUCCAAGGACGCCGAGUAUCGGGCCUGGGCACGGGAAAUACAAGCUAAGUUCAAGACGCAGUUUGAGGCACAGCUUAACGGAGAGGAGACUGCCGAUGUACCGCAGUAUAUCAACUACGCAGAGCCCGGAGACGCCGUCGUCAACAACAUCUACGGAAGUAAUCUGGAGCGCCUGAGGGACGUCAAGGCGAAAUACGACCCGAAGAAUGUCUUCCACAAGAUGCAUCCCGUUUCCCGCGCUUAGUCUACGCAAGCAAUCGAAAUCAAGGGUCCAGCACCAAGUUCGGAAGCUAGUACAUUAGCGGAAUCCUUUCUA